Messenger RNA from Hibiscus syriacus, 1859 nucleotides. RefSeq lists its product as uncharacterized. The transcript has 11 exons. Gene Ontology annotation, cellular component: mitochondrial outer membrane. The record is from RefSeq and is a predicted model, not a curated record. NCBI's taxonomy places the organism in Eukaryota, Viridiplantae, Streptophyta, Magnoliopsida, Malvales, Malvaceae. Bases 6 to 1859 code for a protein of 617 amino acids. Gene Ontology annotation, molecular function: ATP binding; ATP hydrolysis activity.
AAGCAAUGGAACAAAAAGGUUUAUUGUUGUCUGCGUUGGGUGUUGGGGUUGGGGUAGGGAUGGGGCUCGGAUUGGCCUCGGGUCAGAGCAGUUGGACCGGAGGCAGUUCGGCCGCAUCGAUCGGUCCCAAUUUGGAGGAUAUGGAGAAAGAAUUGAUCCGCCAGAUCGUAGAUGGCCGAGAAAGUCCUGUCAGAUUCGAUGAGUUUCCCUAUUAUCUCAGUGAGCAGACUCGUGCAUUGUUAACCAGCGCUGCCUAUGUUCACUUGAGACAUGCUGAUGUCUCCAAGUACACAAGGAACCUUGCCCCUGCUAGCAAAGCCAUCUUGCUCUCGGGACCUUCGGAGCUUUACCAGCAAAUGCUUGCCAGAGCUUUAGCUCAUUACUUCGAAUCAAAGUUGCUGCUGUUGGAUGUAACUGACUUUUCCUUAAAAAUUCAAAAUAAAUAUGGAACUUCCAAGGAAUCUUGUUUCAAAAGAUCUUCUUCGGAAUCGACACUAGAGCUAUUGUCUGGCCUGUUCAGUUCAUUUUCACUCCUUCCACAAGAGCAACCUACAGGUACAUUGAAGCGGCAAAGCAGUGGUGCGGAUCUUGUAGCAAGGAGAAACGAAAGCCUUCCAAAGCUUCGUAGGAAUGCCUCUGCAUCAGACAAUAUAAAUGCCCUUGCCUCUCACUCUUCUCCUGCAAAUCCAGCUGCUGCUUCUCGAACAAGCGGUCUGUUUUUCGAUGAGAAGUUGCUUAUACAGGCUCUUUACAAGGUGUUGGUUUUUGUGUCGAAAGCCGCUCCCAUUGUGCUGUACCUUAGGGAUGUUGACAAGCUCUUGUUUAGAUCACAAAGGUUUUACAAUUUCUUUCAACAAAUGUUAAAGAAACUGUCUGGAAAUGUGUUGAUCCUCGGAUCACGAGUCGUCGAUCUCGGUAACGAAAACCAAGAGUUGGACGAGAGGCUUCACAUCCUUUUCCCUUACAACAUUGAGAUCAGGCCACCGGACGACGAACGCCAUCUUGUCAACUGGAAAUAUCUACUGGAAAAGGACAUGAACAUGAUCCAAACUCAGGAUAGUAAAAAUCACAUCAUGGAGGUGCUCUGGGCUAACGAUCUCGACUUCGAUGAUCUCAAUUCGAUCUGUGUUGCAGACACGGUGGCACUCAGCAGAUACAUAGAGGAAGUCGUGGUCUCGGCGAUAUCUUAUCAUUUGAUGAACAACAAGGAUUCCGAAUACAGAAACGGAAAACUUAUUAUAUCGUCAAAAAGCUUGUCAUAUGGAUUGAAUUUAUUCCAGGGGAAGUUUGGUGGUGAUAAGUUAAAGCUGGAACCACAAACUGAAAGAUCAAAGGAAGUUGCAAAAUUUUCUGCAGUUAUGAAGCCGGAAUCGAAAUCCAGAACCGGGACUGGGACCACCACUACGAGUACAACCACGAUCACAAAUCCAGAAAAGAUUGACAUUGAAAUUUCUGCUCUAGCCGUGAAAGUUCCUGAAGUUGUUCCAGACAACGAAUUCGAAAAGCGAAUAAGACCCGAGGUCAUACCACCAAACGAGAUCAAUGUGACAUUUGCCGAUAUCGGUGCCAUGGAUGACACGAAAGAAUCUCUGCAAGAGCUAGUGAUGCUUCCUCUACGAAGGCCAGACCUUUUCAAAGGUGGCCUUCUGAAGCCUUGCAGGGGUAUACUGUUAUUCGGUCCUCCCGGAACAGGGAAAACAAUGCUAGCGAAAGCCAUUGCUAGAGAAGCCGGUGCGAGCUUCAUUAAUGUAUCGAUGUCAACCAUUGCUUCUAAAUGGUUCGGAGAGGACGAGAAAAACGUCCGAGCGUUGUUCACAUUGGCAGCCAAGGUCUCCCCUACUAUCAUAUUUGUAGUGUAG